AUAUUUGAGGACGCCAUUGGAGAAAUAUUUUUUCCAAAAAAAAAGUUUGCAUGUGUUUAUUAUUUAACUGUGUAACAUACAUAAAAUUCGACAUUAAAUUAAUUAUUUAUUACGUUAUUGCAAAUUUUCAAAAAUGUCGAUUUUUUCUCGAUAGUCGCGUUAAGGAAAAAAUCCAGAACGAAAUAUAAGCAAAAUACGGAGACACCUAUGUAUGUACAUUUCUAAUCUACAGAUAUAUGCAUAUGGGUAAUAUUUAAAAAUUAAAUACUAAAAUCAAAAUGCCGAAUAUUAAAUUGCAAUCAAAUGAUGGUGAAAUUUUUGAUACUGAUGUUCAAAUAGCGAAAUGUUCUGGUACAAUUAAAACAAUGCUUGAAGAUUGUGGUAUGGAUGAAGGUGAAGAUGCUGUAGUUCCACUACCAAAUGUUAAUUCCGCAAUUUUACGAAAAGUAUUACAUUGGGCAAAUUAUCAUAAGGACGAUCCACAACCCACUGAAGAUGAUGAAAACAAAGAAAAACGUACCGAUGAUAUUUCAUCAUGGGAUGCUGAUUUUCUCAAAGUGGAUCAAGGAACAUUAUUCGAAUUAAUUUUGGCAGCUAAUUACCUUGACAUUAAAGGUUUACUAGAUGUUACAUGCAAAACAGUUGCAAAUAUGAUUAAAGGUAAAACUCCAGAGGAAAUAAGAAAAACCUUUAAUAUUAAAAAUGAUUUUACGGCAGCUGAAGAAGAGCAGGUCCGUAAAGAAAAUGAAUGGUGUGAGGAAAAAUAAAUGAAUAUAAGAGUAAAAAUUUACAUACAUAAAUACAUUAUAUAUUUAAAUCUAUAAAUUAAUAUGAAAAAAAAAAUUUUUAGUUUUGUUACUUAAA
Condylostylus longicornis is the source of this 864-nucleotide messenger RNA. RefSeq names its product S-phase kinase-associated protein 1 (gene SkpA). The coding region runs from base 279 to 767 and encodes 162 amino acids. Gene Ontology annotation, biological process: SCF-dependent proteasomal ubiquitin-dependent protein catabolic process. Gene Ontology annotation, molecular function: cullin family protein binding. NCBI's taxonomy places the organism in Eukaryota, Metazoa, Arthropoda, Insecta, Diptera, Dolichopodidae. Gene Ontology annotation, cellular component: cytoplasm; nucleus. The record is from RefSeq and is a predicted model, not a curated record. The transcript has 2 exons.